Pelmatolapia mariae (spotted tilapia) is the source of this 1284-nucleotide messenger RNA. RefSeq names its product solute carrier family 46 member 2. Gene Ontology annotation, biological process: transmembrane transport. The transcript is spliced from 7 exons. Gene Ontology annotation, molecular function: transmembrane transporter activity. Bases 1 to 1284 code for a protein of 427 amino acids. NCBI's taxonomy places the organism in Eukaryota, Metazoa, Chordata, Actinopteri, Cichliformes, Cichlidae. Gene Ontology annotation, cellular component: membrane. The record is from RefSeq and is a predicted model, not a curated record.
AUGCUUCGGCAGAUCGAGCCGAUCAUCGUGCUCGAGCAGCUGGGCAGCACUCUCUUUGAUACCGCGCUGCAGAUGGUGGUCAGGGACCGCUGUGCCAACGCUACCGACCCGGGCCACUCCAGUGAGGAUGCCCAGCAGAAAGCCAUGACCGACUUCUACAUGAUCAACAACCUCAUUAUCCAGCUGACUCCCAUCUUUCCUGCGCUGUUCCUGGCAAGACUGAGCGACCGCGGCCGGAGGAAAGCCCCCAUCGUGUCCCCCCUCACCGGCUACCUGUUGUCUAGGCUCAUCCUGCUCCUGGUAGUCGUUCUAAAACUGCCGCUGCAGGUGAUGUUCGCGGCGGGGACUCUCCUCGGGCUCUCCGGCGGGUUCACCGCAUAUUGGCCCGGUGUAAUGACUCUAGCUUCGCUCGGCUCCACGGCGGCCGACCGCUCCAAGGUGUUGAUGAGGGUGGAGUUCAUGUAUGGGUUAGCAGGUGUGGUGGGCAGCCUCGCUUCUGGCCAUCUGUUCCACCUGUACAGCUCCAGUUUGGGACAUGGGACCAUCCUGCUUAUCAUCAGCACACUGCUGCAUCUGCUCUGCCUCUUACACUCCAUAUUCCUGCUGCAGGUGAAAGGUGUAAGCGACGGAGAGCUGGAGGAGAACCGCCACCUCCUGCUACGCGCCUCCACUAACUCUGUCGAGGCUCCUGUUGAGAUAAACAGAGUGAAUGUGGCUCUGCUGUUUGUGGCUGCCAUCCUGUACGACUUUGCAGUGGGCGGAGCCAUUGAAGUACUGGGCGCCUUUGUGAUGAAAGCACCACUCAGCUGGAACGCCACUCUAGUGGGGUACGGGAAUGCAGCAGGCUGUGUGAUCUUCCUCACCAGUUACAUAGGUGUCAUCGGGUUUCGACGCUGCUGCAGCGACACCUCGCUGAUUCUGAUCGGCAUGGUGUCCUUCGCUGUCGGGAUUUACUUCAUGUCCUUUGUAACGACGACCCUCACUUUCUACCUCGCUCGUGCACUCACCCUGUUUGCUCUCAUCCCGAUGACCACAAUCAGAUCUCUGCUCUCACAGCAGGUCCCAGCUUCUUCAUGUGGCAUGACCCUCACCUUCCUGCAGCUCGCUCUGAAGUUUGCCAGCCUGGCGUACAUUCCCGCUUUCACCAAGAUCUAUCAGGGAACCCUGGACUGGUUCCCAGGCUUUGUGUUCACACUAGCCAGUAUUUUCACAGUACUGGGAAUGAUACCCAUCAGUAUCAUCGGCUGCAGAUCACCUCAGAGGCGGCAGUAUGAGAAGAUUUAG